This is a messenger RNA of Lasiodiplodia theobromae, 831 nucleotides long. RefSeq names its product ATPAse vacuolar Er assembly factor vma12. Bases 1 to 831 code for a protein of 276 amino acids. Gene Ontology annotation, biological process: vacuolar proton-transporting V-type ATPase complex assembly. NCBI's taxonomy places the organism in Eukaryota, Fungi, Ascomycota, Dothideomycetes, Botryosphaeriales, Botryosphaeriaceae. The transcript is spliced from 2 exons. The record is from RefSeq and is a predicted model, not a curated record. Gene Ontology annotation, cellular component: endomembrane system.
AUGGUCCUCCUCACAAUGACCCCGUCCAUCGUGGCGGCGGUCCAGCGAUAUGAAGCUCUCGCCGGUGCCGUGCAGAUGCAAAAACUGCAGCUGGACGGAGAACCGCAGCUCAGCGACCCAGCGCCCGGCAAGCCCAUCUCGCAUGCCCAACUAAUCGACAUUUCCGACUUUCUGAAGGCUCGUGCGGCGCAGCACGAUGACGACAGCGAACCAGCACCCUCUGCUCUUAAUGAUCUCCUUCGGGGAUCCAAAAUCUACGUGCCACCGCCUCCGCCAAAACCUGAGCCUAGUAACGAAUACAAAGAGUUAAUGGCUCGUCUCCGAAAGGAGGAGGAAGCCCGCGCUUACGAACGCAUGCUGAACCCACCCCCGCCCACAGAGACGUUCUCCCAGCGCUUCCCAGCAUCGAACGCCGACCUCUUCGCUCCGCAUCCUAUGGAUAGUUUUGCUAGCAAGGAUGAAGACGACGAAGUUACCUACGCCGAUAUCAACAGGCAACUGGCCUUAAUCAUCAACGUGCUCGUGUCUAUCAUCGCCUGCAGCGUUGCUAUAUGGAUUGCUGCGAGAUACUGGAGUACCCCAGCACGCCUGGCACUAAGCAUGACAGGAAGCGGAGUCGUGGCGGUCGCCGAGGUUGCCAUCUACUUGGGAUACCUCAGGAGAAUUAAGGAAGCCAAGGUCGAGGAAAAGAAGAAGCCGGAAAUCAAAGAGAUUGCAGAGACAUGGGUGAUUGAGGGCAGCGGCGAAAAGAAGAGCGUCGCUAUUCAGAAGACCGGAAUAGCCAGUGGCGAAGCGGACACUGUACGACACCGGAAAGGAAAGCAGAAAUGA